AUGUUAAGCUCUGACUCAUCUAAGAUUGAUGAAAGCUAAAAUUGCUCAAAUUAGUUAAAAUUCUUUCUAAAAAAUAAAAACAUGGAUGAUAGCUUUGAUUUAAAUAAUAUGAUUAACAAGAGAGAAGAUACUAUUUUGAGUGAAUAAAUUAGUAAUCAUGAACAAAUAGAGAGAUACAGAACUCACUCUAAAAUUUUCAUUACAGAUUCAUAAAAAAAAAGAACCAGUUUUGAAAUUUCAUCCUUUAAAUCGAGGGUUCAAGAAAAGAAUAACGAAAUUAGUAUAUUUGAUAGCCCCAUUAACAUUACAGACUAAAAUAAGCCAAGCUAGAUCAUUUUUUAAUCUAAUUAAACAUAAUAGUAGAACUAUUUGGUUAAUGAUUCGCUUAAUAAAGUUAAAAAAGAGCAUGCUUGCCUAAAUAAAUCAAACUUUAAUGAAAAAUAGUCAGCUUUAAUAAAGACUCUCGCUCAGAAUCAAUAAGCUAAUAAUAUUGGUUUUAUUAUGAAAAUUCGCAAGAAAAUUCUUCACUUCUAUUAGACAAAGACUCCUUCUGGUAGGAGAAACUACUUAAAGGAUAUAAAGGUGAGGUAGUAUAUUAACGAUCUUAGCGAUAUAUGGACUGAUACGAACAAAAACUGUCUUUUAGGCUACUUCGAUUAAUUUGUUUAAUUUUUUUAAAACAAAAAUUGCAAAUUAGUAAAAUUAAUACCUCUUUUUAAUCCUUAGCAUCCUGUUUGCUUUUUCUUCAAUGUGCUUUUUUGUUUUCUGAAUAUAUUUUUUUAUACAUUCUUCUCUUGUGUUGUUGUAUUUUAAUUCGAAAUAUCCUAUUAAGAUUAAAUUUUCACUACAGUUUCUAUUUUUUGGAUAGUUGAGAUCAUUAAAAAACUUAAUACAUCUAUUUAUCUUAAUGUCAAUCUAGUUAAAGACAGAUAUAUAAUUCUAGGGUUCUACCUCAAAAACUAAGCUAUUUAUGAUUUAUUAGCAUUUUUUCUUGUUUUAUCAAGCCAAGACAGCAGACUAAUUAACAUUAUUUUGAAAGUUAUAUCGUUUUUGAAGCUAAAAAACAUUCUCAAAGAAGCAUCCGAAAUAGAAAAGCAGCUCUGCAUAGCAAUUGAAAAUUACUAUUAUAUUUAAAUAGCUAAGCUUAUAUUGAAAACCUGUUUAAUCGGGCACAUUAUAGCUAUUAUGUGGUAUUUGGUUGGUUAGAUUGAGCUAAAUUAUCUUGAUAAUGAAAGAACUUGGUAUGAAAGCAGUAUAGGAAAAGACGGAGAUUGGUGGAAACUGUAUUUAUAAGCUUAUUACUGGGCACUAACUUUGAUGGCGACAGGAUCAAAUAUAGCUGAGACUCCUCUUUAAAUAUUUUUCACUUCAUUCAUUAUGCCGUUAACAACAAUUAUCUUUGGAUACUUAAUUGGUAUGAUCGGAGUAAUUCUUUCAGAAAUAGGCGAAGAAGAAGAGAACAAAAGAAAAGAUAUUAAUAUCAUCAAUAAAUAUAUGAGAAUUCGAAAUAUCAGCAAAAAUAUCUAGAGAGUAGUUAACUUAGAUUUGGAGUACUAUUAUCAGAAAAACUUUAAAAAAAUUCAAGAAGAGAAUUAGUAAGUGCUGACGAAAAUAUCUUGUCAUUUAAAUGAAAAACUAAAAACAGAUUAUUUUGGUAGAAUUUUUUCAAAAAUAGGAUUUUUAAAUUAGAACUUUGGAUAAGAAACUAUUGAGAAAUUAUCUUUGUGUUGCUAAGAAGAAUAUUUUCUUCCAAAUCAAAUUAUCUUUAAUGAAAAUGAUAAUGAAGAUUUGUCUCUGAUUUAUGUAGUAGAAGGUGAAGUUGAGUUAUCUCGAUAGGUUUCUAGUGAAGAGAGAGCCUCGAAAAUACUGAGAGUGGUUUAAUAAGAUUGUGUUUUUGGUGAACUAAGUUUUUUCACUGGUAAUUAAAGAAAUGCUCAAGCUAAAGCUACUACUUUUACUACUAUACUAAAGAUAUCUAGAUAAUAAUUUAUUGAUAUUGUAAAAGGAAAUGAUAAAGAGUUUUAACAAUUGUGCCUGAUUAAAGACAACAUACUUUAAUACAAUGAUUUCAGAUUGCUGCAAAUAAAAUGCCGAAUAUGCCAAAGCUUUAAGCAUUUUGAAAGUGAUUGCCCUAUUAUACAUUUUGAUAGAGACAAUACAAACAAUAGGAUAAGAACUUUUGAAAAAUUUAAAUAAAAUAGAACUUAAGUGGUUAGAAAACUAGUUAAAACAAAAAAUAUUAGAUAAGUAGCUCUUUAAUAAAAAGCAGAGUAUAGUUAUUUGUUUUAGACAUUGAUAGAUCCUGUUUCAAAUAUAACACAGAGCAGGUAAGAUUUUAAUGAUGAUGAAUAUGAUAGAUAAAAUGAGAGGUGUAUAACAAAGAAAAAAUUAUUUACUCUAACUUAAUUAGAUUCUCACUUUACUCCUGUGGAUUCGAUUAUGAUAAAUGGAGCAACAACAAGUAUUUAAAACAAUUUGAUAGAAGAAGAAAGAUAAAGGGCAAAUACAGACUACUUUUCUUAAUAUAAAUAAUCUGGAGAUCCUUCUCUCAAAUAUUUGAAAUCUGAUUUAGUGGUUAAUGUUAAUGUUAAUUCUAAUUUAAGUCCGUAUAAUAAGCCAACAAGUUAGAGUUAGAUUUCUUAAUUAGAUGUGAAAGACAGCUAAAUGGAUGUUGUAGCUCCUGUUGACGAAGAGGAAGAAGAAGAAGAUGAAGAGGAUGAAGAAGAAGAAGAUUUAGAAUUAAGUAAUUAAGUUAAUAAAUCUGUUUAGUUUAAUAAGAUGAUGAGUAUGUUUUAAUAUAUUGUGAAUGCAAAUAAUAUGAAAUCGAUGAGGUCAAAAUUUAAGAAAUUUGAUUAGCAGACUCUAAUAUCGCGAGAUCAUGAAAAAAAAAGAAUGAUUGAAAAAAUAAAUAAAGAAGAAAAGAUAUUGUGGCUUAUGGAUUAGUUGAGAGAUUAUUUAUAUUAUUUUCCUGAUGGUAAUAGCUCUCAUACAAUAGCUAGCUUUAACACAUAUUAUAGAAGAAGAAAUAAAAUAUUUCUUACUUAUAAAAAGAAAAACUUAGUAGACAGCUCAACAAACGAUACAUAAUAGCUCAAUAUUAAAACUUCAAACAAAAAAAAAUCUAAUUAAAAGCAAAUUAAAUUUGUUUUAGAUAAAAAAUGA
Messenger RNA from Tetrahymena thermophila SB210, 3162 nucleotides. RefSeq names its product cyclic nucleotide-binding domain protein. NCBI's taxonomy places the organism in Eukaryota, Ciliophora, Oligohymenophorea, Hymenostomatida, Tetrahymenidae. The transcript is spliced from 4 exons. The record is from RefSeq and is a predicted model, not a curated record.